This is a messenger RNA of Zootoca vivipara (common lizard), 7226 nucleotides long. It is a transcript of the gene RNF185, whose product is annotated as ring finger protein 185. Gene Ontology annotation, cellular component: endoplasmic reticulum. Gene Ontology annotation, molecular function: ubiquitin protein ligase activity; metal ion binding. Gene Ontology annotation, biological process: ubiquitin-dependent protein catabolic process. The record is from RefSeq and is a predicted model, not a curated record. NCBI's taxonomy places the organism in Eukaryota, Metazoa, Chordata, Lepidosauria, Squamata, Lacertidae.
CCCGCAGGAUGCAAAGGGGGAGGCCCCCAGAGGUUGGCGAAGGGGGAGCUUGACCUUGGCCGGGCCGGGGGCCUGUCAGGAGAGAAUCCCCCGCCUUGGGAGCAGGUGCCAGGGCUCCCGACUCGCUUCCUCCUCUCUGUGGGGUGGGAGAGGUAUUGGGGGUGGGGGUCGAGGCUGCUGGUCAGGCUCAGUAUGUUGCCUUUCACCAUCCCCUCAUGUAGUGUGUGUGUGUUUGUGUGGGGGGGUCGUCUGGCUGACCGCUGUUGGAAACGGAAUACUGGGAUCUCCAUGGAUCCCAGCUUGGCCCAAUCCAGCAGGGUAGGGAGGGAGACCCUAUCAGUGGUAGGAUAGCCGAAUAGAGCCUUAUUUCCCUCAACGUUGUUGUUGUUGUUGUUGUUGUUGUUGGAUAGCCGAAUAGAGCCUUAUUUCCCUCAACGUUGUUGUUGUUGUUGUUGCCAAAUAGAGCCUUAUUUCCCCCAACAUUUAUUGUUGUUCUAGCUGAAUACUGUAGAGGGUUAUUUUCCCCAACGUUGUUGUUGUUGUUGAACAGAGACUUAUUUUCCCCAACAUUAUUGUUGUUGUUGUUAUUAUUUAUUAUAUCCUACCUCUUCUUCAAGGAGUUCUAAGUGUCCCGCACGUUCCUCCCCUUGUCCAUUUUAUCCUUGCAACAACCCUGUGAGGUAGGCUAAGACUAGAGAGACAGUGACUGGCCCAAGGUCACCCAGUGAGCUUCAUGGCUGUGGUGGGAUUUGAACCCUAGUCUCUCUCCCAGGUCUUGGUCCAAUACUGUAGCUGCUGUGGUAUACUGGCGCUCUUAUGCUGAAGACUUGGCAUCUUUGCACCAUGGAUUUUAUUUGUUUUAUAGAAUCUAAAUACUGUUUGAUUGUAAAACAAACAGGGGGGGGGGGAAUGCUUCGAAGCAGUUUACUCUCUCUCCAUAUAAAAUGAUUGUUAAAAACAACUGCUUAAAACAUUUAAAAAUAAAACCAAUGAAAAACUAAAAACAGAUUAAAACUGUAUCAGUUGCUAUAGGUUCUUUCAAAAAAUACACUUUACUGGCAUUUAGGAAAGUACACACCUUCAUGUCCUUUCUGAAAGCACCAAAGUGACCACGUUUGAAAGCAGGAUACUGGACUAGAUGGACCAACAGCCCAGCACACUACCUCUUAUUUACUUUUUAAACUUUAAAAUGUACAUCUUGCCUUGUAGUUCAGUGUGAGGAAGAGAGGUGCCCCUCACCACUCACUGCAUUCCUGUGGUGGUCAGUUACAGGGAGGCCUAACAAAACCAAAGAUUUUGGGAUUCAAAAUAGUGUGUAAACUUCUAUGUUGUCAGACUGAGGUGUUUUUUCCUGCAGUUUUCCCUCUUGGGUUUUAUAUUCAAUUCCUGUGCAUCACUUGGGUAUUCUCUUAUUGUAGAGUGGCUAAUAAAUUCUAAAAUAAAGUAGAAUAGAGUAGCAGCUCAGAAAAUGAACCCUCUUCUUGUAAUGAACAGAUUACAACAUUAAAAGACUAGUGAUAUAUCCAGCAAAAUGUAACCAAGCCAGGAUUGUUGUCAGUAUGCUUUUUAAUAGCAUGUAGCCAUAGCUUUCAGUUCUAAACUUUUAAGACACUUGUUUAUUGUGUGUUCCCCAAAGACUCCAUUUCCCCCUGUAGCCAUAUAGGCAAAAAUUUGCUGUUAUCUUGAAUCUCUCGGGUCGCCCCAGGCCUUUACAUCUUGGUGCAGGCAUGGUGCAAGAGUCUUAACUGAUACAUGAAAAAUAUUGAGUGGUCUUACUUAAUUCCAUUCAAUUAGUGUUGUUCAUUGUUAAGAUUGUUUAUAAAUUCUGUGUGAGUGCUGGUGAUUUAUUCCUAUGUGUUUCUUCAUUUUUUACCCAUUCAAAACCAGAGCAUUGCAAAGACUGUUGGUAGAAGCUGCAUUUGACUUGUGGAAUUUUCAGGUGUCGUUCCUCUAUUCAUCUUCAAGAAUGGCCUUUGUGUGUCUCAGUUAAAUGGCACAAAUAUUUUCCCCAAAGUAAGUGCCAUUGAGUUCAGCAGGGUUUACUCCCAAUUAGUUACAUAGGAUGAUGGCUGCCUUUUUAAAACAACCACCACCACCAUGCUUGGGCAUGUGCAGAUAUAGACCUUACUUUGGUGUUUCUGGAAUCCGUCUGGCUCAGAAGACAAUGGAGGAGUGUGCCUUUAAGGGUGAAGUUAAAAGACUUUACUGUAAAUGUAUUAAUGGAGAACUAUUCCAGACAUGGAGAUAAUUUACCAUGAUCUAACAGGUUAAAUUGGAUAUCCCCCCCCCCCCCCGAAUAAAAGAAUAAUGCAUGCUAAAUGUUUUCUUAGGAACUAGAUUCAGGUACAGGUAGGUAGCCGUGUUGGUCUGACGUAGUCAAAACAAAAUAAAAAAAUUCCUUCCAGCAGCACCUGAUUCAGGUAGGUAGCCAUGUUGGUCUGAUGCAGUCGAUAUACAUAUAUACACAUGUGUGUACCUAUAUAUAUGUGUGUGUUUGUGUGUGUGUGUGUGUGUGUGUGUAUUUUGUUUAGUAGCACCUUAGAGACCAACUAAAUUUGUUCUUGGUAUAAGCUUUCAUUUUUUUCUUAGGAACUAGUUUGUUAAGAGCGUGAAAUGUAAUGAACAUCUGUGCAGGAGAUCAUAUUGAGGUGAUCUGGGCAGCCCCUCCCAAAGUUAUCUAGUUAAUCAUCUGGUCUGGAAAAAUGCUUUGGGUCCCUAAUGUUCAGCCCUGCAAAGAGACAAAGAAAUAUUUGAAAAAUCAUGUGUGUCAAAAUACGAAUUUUAGCUGCCUGGAUGAGUGACCACCUGAGAUUUUUCCAAACCUAUUCCACAGGCAUUGAUUUUGUUUGGUUUUUAAUGUUAACUUGUUUGCUUCUAGUGAGCUGUGCAUAAUUAAUCCAAAAGAGUUUGUGGUCACAGGUGAUCAGACUUUGUUACAAUGCUUAUACAAUAUUUUAUUUAAAGACUAUUUAAGUAAAAAUCAUAAACAUAUUUACUAUGGAGUAAGUCUAUUGAACAAACUGGGGUUACUUCCAAAUAAGCAUAGAUAGGAUUGUGCUGUCAACGUGGCUUGAAGGUUCAGGAUGGCUGAGAAUUGCAAAACUGGAGGAGCAAAGGUCCAAGGCAGUAUAGUGGAAUGGGAAAUAGAGCCUCGAGAGAAGCCAACAUGUAUAGCAAGGUGUACUUAUAUCCUGGGUGCAGACACCUAUAUAAAUGGGUAACAUCCAGAUUAGAUAACUUUUCUCCAAAGCAGGAAACCACUAGAACGUUCAUAAGCUUGCAACUUAAUGUUUCAUGAGAAGUGCCUGGCUUAAUAAAGACGUGUGUGUGUUUUGCCCCCUUUUUUCAUUUGAAACGCAUGCAUGAUUUUACUACGGUAGCAGUGGCUGAACUACUGAAAAAUUUGUAGAACUCAGAAGCUGCAUCCAUUAAAGCUUGCUAGCUGAUUGCAAGGCUGCCCUUUGGGAGCCCCCUGCAAAAUGAUGUAACUGAAUGAAAAGAGUUCUGUUGAAAUAGGUGCCUCCUCUUUCCCACUUGCUAAGUUCUGGUGAUGUGGGCAUUAAGCUGCUCUGGACCCACUGUGGAGCUGCGUUCCCCUAUGCAAAAAGCACCAUUUCACAGGAGACAAGUGGCGAUGUGGAUAAGUUCCCGUUUCAGUACUUGUGCUUUCUCCCUCAGCGUUUUUGCAAGGAAAGUAAGCAGAGAGGGGCUGAAUUCGCUUCAGAGUUCAAUUGCACUAAAAAUUUCCUGACUGGGUGUGACAAGAAUGGCCAGCAAAGGGCCAGCAGCUUCUACCUCCACUGAAAGCAACAAUGCUGGCGGGACCAGUGGCAACAGCAGCAGCGGGGACGGGGCAAGCCAGGACAGCACUUUCGAGUGCAACAUCUGUUUGGAUACAGCCAAGGAUGCUGUGAUCAGCCUAUGUGGGCACCUCUUCUGUUGGCCUUGUUUACACCAGUGGUUAGAGACCAGGCCCAAUCGGCAGGUGUGUCCUGUAUGUAAAGCAGGCAUCAGCCGCGACAAGGUCAUCCCACUUUACGGAAGGGGCAGCACCGGACAGCAGGACCCCAGAGAGAAGACACCGCCACGGCCUCAAGGCCAGAGACCUGAGCCGGAAAACAGAGGGGGCUUCCAGGGUUUUGGGUUUGGCGAUGGAGGCUUUCAAAUGUCGUUCGGAAUUGGGGCAUUUCCUUUUGGUAUAUUCGCUACAGCAUUCAACAUAAACGACGGUCGGCCUCCCCCAGCGGUUCCAGGGACUCCCCAGUAUGUGGACGAACAGUUCCUGUCCCGCCUCUUCCUGUUUGUGGCCCUGGUGAUCAUGUUCUGGCUCUUGAUUGCUUAACCUUGCCCUGUAUUGUACCCGAUAAACCUGUACCAUGGUUUGUCGGGCUCCGAACUGGUCACAGACGACUGCUUCUUCUUCUCCGUGCCCCACUGCCAGCCUCUCGGUGUCUGGUUCCAUAGCUCAUGGGCUCCCGCAAGCCCCGAUGUCUACUGCAGUGGGAGGAGGACUCUUGCUUAUUAUGCCAGAGUAAAUGGAAUUAAAGGUCUCUCUUUAAAAGCAUUCUAAAGUCCAGCCAUGUGUCACGCAACAGGUAACUGGCUAAGGCUGUGAACCUAGCUUUUGAGCUUCACAUGCCAAGAGGGAGCAUUGUUUGAAAUCAUGUGCCAAGCCGUUAAACCAGGUGCUGGCCCUGGAGGGAGAGUGGGUGGCAAGGCCAGGCAUGGAAACACUUGCCCUGUUUCUCAGAUGAGUCUUGCAACCCAACAGCACUGAAGGGAGGGAGAUCAAUGGACCGACCGACUGCUUCAGAAUCCAGUUGGAUACGUUGACCGAAACCAACUUGCUCCUGGAAAUUUUUCUUCUUAUGUGAGUACAACUUGGGAAGACCAUCGGGCGGCAGGUGAGGUUACCUUAGGAGUAUUCUCUUCCUGCUGUUUCCCACCUAGCUGACCUUUUCCCAGGGAUAUUUAAACAAGUUAAGGGAUAAGAGACUCUCUCACCCUGAAACAAUAAAAUACCUAAACUUCCUGGAACCAGGUGGGGCACGUUCUCUCAUCUCAGGGCUGGGGGUGGGGAUGUUGGACACCAGAAGGGUCCCCUCUGGGGUUGUUGCACAGCACACUUCCGCAUGGAUGAAAGCAGUGUUGUUUUCCUAAAACUUGUAUAACAGCUUUCAGCUCUUAAUUUGGAUGUAGACAGUUCUGGUUACUGUAGUCGUUGACACGCAUUUGCUCCUUCCUGAGAUGAAUCCAAAAUUGUCGUCUCCCUGUCCCCCAACUUCUUGGAAUGGUUAGUUUGAGAAAAGUGGAGGACAAUCUUCUUUUGAGCAUUUUGUUCUUCCCCUAUAAGAGUUUCUGCAUAGUGAGAAUAACAGCCUUAAUUGGGGGCUUAUUCUCAAGCUCCAAGGGGUCAUUAGUGUGUGAGCUUUUUCAGAUGACCAAAGAUGAUAUUUUGAAGGGUCGAUCAUGAGCAUGAGCCAGCAGGAAGCUCUCCUACACAAGCCCCAUUGAAACAAAUCUUCCGGUUUCCACCUUUCCCAGCCUUGUUGUCUCUCCAUAUGUUGUAGUCCGGGAGUGGGGGAACUGCGGCCCCUUUUAGCCACCGCGAAUAUGGCCAAUGGCCAGGGAUGAUGGGAGUUCUUGUUCAACAGCAUCUGGAGAGCCAAGGGUUCCCCACACUUGUAACCCAAAAUCCCAGGAGAGCACCAGGUUGGGGGAGCUGUCUUCUUCGUUUCAGUGGGACCCACAUGGAAGAACAUCCCACUUACAUGCAUCUGAACUAUUUACACAAUGGAUUCCUUUGCAGGAGUGGAAGGGGCCUGGGAAUAUUGCUUUAAAACUGUUGCUGCUGAAUCUUGGGAGAUUCACAGGACCAAAAAUGAACCUUCCUCACUCCCUGACCUCACACUUUCUUGUAAAUCUAAGGGUCUCUCCUCAAAGACUCGUGGGUUUCUCUCUUGUUUUGCAGUGCUUUUGAUCUUGUUUUUUUCCUCCCUACUCCUUUCCCUAUUUCUGUAGCAGCAAUUUUUUAUGAGUUGCUGAACAAAUCAUAGCCAGCAAUACUGAAAAGAACAAAUUGCCUAAGGGGCUUCUUUUUUUGACUAAGGUCUGAUAGCAUAGUAAAAACCAGUCAUUCCUACAGUAGAAACCAGGAUGGUUGACCUUGCAUCCCCAGUAGUCACAGUGAGAGCGUUUCUCUUUUUAUAAAAUGUAAAAUCCUUCUGUCAAUGGUUUUCCAAAAAGUGCUCAAGGGCCUGUCAGUGACAUAAAAAAGACUAACCUGUGCUGACUCCUAGAACCUGCAUAGCUUAGAUUUGUUUUGUUGGGGGAGAAAAUAAUGCCACCUACUGUUGAUAAGGUAAAGUGAAAACCAUCAUAAUAUAUAAGGGAUCUCUGGCAUUUCGUUCUUUUUACUGUUCAUGAAAAUGAGUACCAUGGAACUAAAGCUGCCCUUCUGAAAGCAAUUUUGUUAAACGGUUUGCUGUAAAGCUUUUUUUUUAAAAAAAGAAUAAAAUCUGUGGCAAUUGGGAAAGAGAAAAUUGAGAAGUUCUGUUGUUAUGGAUUUAAAAUAUUAAAGCAGAUUUAACUGCCUUUGGACCUUUUAAACAUGUGGAGUAUUAUAUUUUUGCCAGCUGCUACCUGAGCAGAAGGGGAUCUGUCAACCAAGGUGACCACAAAAGUACCUAGCCUGAUUCAAAAGGUGCUGGAUUGGGGCGAGUCCCACUGAUAAUUAACAUGGCUCGUGUGGGUUGUAUACUUAAUGUUCAAAUGGUCCAGUCUCCAUAUUUUCCUGAAACUGCAGGAAAAUAUGGCACCUUAAAGACCAGCAAGUUUAUUGUAGUGUAAGCUUUCAUGGACUCUACAGCCCCACUCUGUUGCCUGCAUCUGUUGGAGUUGUCUUUAAUGGGGGCAGAAGAUUUUGCAGUUUAACCUGGUUUUUAAGGUGCCAGAAAAACACUCUGCUGUUUGGAUUUCUACAUAUGAACACGGCUUCCCCUCUGGAAUGUCAAAUUUACUUGUGGGUUUGAAAUGGCCUCUGGAGUUCCCCUCUGCCCUGCUGUGCUUUUUUUGUAUUUGUAUUCUUUCUCCCCCCGGAAAAAACAAACCAUGUAUUGAUUGUACUUGGCCUAUGGUUAGCAAAAGAUGGCACCACUGUGCAACACCAUUGUGAUUCACUAAUUUUCACUGUUGUGAAAGUAAUUUAGAAUAAACACAUUUUUACA